AUUCCGGGAGGCCCCCGCGGCAAGGAAGGCUCCGCUGUAGGAAAAACUACAACUCCCAGAAGUCCUCGUUCGCAGCUGCGGAACCUACGGGUUUCGGAAUAGCUGCCACUGGACGGCGUGCCGGCGGCUGGACAUGGCUUUCUUGGCUAGAUCCGCGGGUCGCCUCUUGGACCCCGUCAGUAGGUCAGCGGCGCUAGUAGGUGGCAGGUGGCUCCAGCCCCAGGCCUGGCUGGGGUUCCCGGAUACAUGGGGACUCCCCGCCAUGCAGCAGACCCGGGGCAAGGCGCGCGGGAACGAGUAUCAGCCGAGUAACAUCAAACGCAAGCACAAGCAUGGUUGGGUCCGGCGCUUGAGGACGCCAACCGGGGUCCAAGUCAUUCUUCGUCGCAUGCACAAGGGCCGAAAAUCAUUGAGCCAUUGAGAAGGGAGACGCUGCCGCCUGGACCCCUCAUUAAAUCAUUUCCCUCGCUUAGCCUGUGGCUGUUUUUGUGGAGAGCUGGAGAGCAGGACGACUGGGAUUCGGGCGGACAUGAAUAUCCCUCACAUUGGCCCAGGGGAAGAAAUCUGGUAUUAGACUGGAAGAAGGAGUGGAAGUCAGACCUUGCCCGGUGCUUUUUUACGCUUUUGAAUUAGGAAGAAUUUCGAACUUAACGCAACAGUCCAGUGACCAAUUACCCACAACCCAUCCUGCCCCCUCCUGAGAUGCAAAUCUCAGGCGUCAGAUUAUUCUGUAAAUAUUUCAGAAGGCACCUCUUCAAGAUAAGGGCUCUUUAAUACAUAUUCACAAAACUUUUCACAGCUGAAAAAAAAAUUAGCAGUUCUUUUAGUCAUUGAAAGUCUAAUAAAUGUUCACAUUUUCA
This is a messenger RNA of Phacochoerus africanus (Common warthog), 860 nucleotides long. It is a transcript of the gene MRPL34, whose product is annotated as mitochondrial ribosomal protein L34. The record is from RefSeq and is a predicted model, not a curated record. The transcript is spliced from 2 exons. The coding region runs from base 134 to 421 and encodes 95 amino acids. NCBI's taxonomy places the organism in Eukaryota, Metazoa, Chordata, Mammalia, Artiodactyla, Suidae. Gene Ontology annotation, biological process: translation. Gene Ontology annotation, cellular component: mitochondrial large ribosomal subunit; ribosome. Gene Ontology annotation, molecular function: structural constituent of ribosome.